This is a messenger RNA of Trichobilharzia regenti, 539 nucleotides long. NCBI's taxonomy places the organism in Eukaryota, Metazoa, Platyhelminthes, Trematoda, Strigeidida, Schistosomatidae. The record is from the annotation of a GenBank genome assembly.
UACAAAUAAAGGGAAGUAUUCUUUGUUCCAGUUACUUGUGACGGAUAAUUUUGGUCGUGGACGACCAGUUUUAUUUGCGUGGACUAGAAAAGAAUUCAAACGAGAUGUAGUUUGGAUAUUAGACUGUUUCCGUCAAAUAAUGGAAGACACCUCCAAAACAGAAUCCUUCAUUAUGGAUUGUGCGCAAGCUGAAAUAGCAGCCGUCAAGUUAACGCACAGACAAGCGCACAUUGUUUUGUGUUCUUUCCAUGUUUGCCGAGCAUUCUGUCGGAAAUUAACCAUGUGAUGCAUAAUUGCAAACAGUGGACGUGGUCACGCAACUUGUUCGCAUCUCAAAGUACGUCAGCAGUUAUCCCUCGAAAUCGAAGUGACAUAUUCAAUACCAAAAAGAGGAUUAUCAUUGCGGGUAUGAACAGAAUUAAUGACAAAUUUGGAGAAGUGUUUGCCAAUACUUAUGCAGACGGAGUAAUCGCAGGAAUCAAUCGUGUUCUUAAUAUGUAAAUAAACUAAAUUUGUAUCAUAAUGAAAAUAAAAUUUUC